Closterium sp. NIES-67 is the source of this 1304-nucleotide messenger RNA. The record is from the annotation of a GenBank genome assembly. NCBI's taxonomy places the organism in Eukaryota, Viridiplantae, Streptophyta, Zygnematophyceae, Desmidiales, Closteriaceae.
AUCUAUUUCUUGCCUCCGCUUCGCUGGAGCACGUUGCUUGCUCUGGAGCAUGUUCUGUAUUCCCCCUCAUCACGUUUACUGCCACUGACGAGCAUACUAGUGAUACACCCUCGACUCACUAUUGCACCUGUCAAGUCAAGCCUUUCGGUAGGCAGCCGAAUCGACCGCCCAACUGCGCCAUCUGAUUCCCCUUGUCCGAUCGCCGAUCAUCGCAAGCGUAUUUGCCGAGAUCAAGACGAUCCGUUCGAAUCCGACCUCCACGGAACAUCACGUGUUUUGAGCCCUCUCAGAACACGGAACAUCACUCGCGGCUCAGCACUACUAGUACUACUACCAGUAGUAGUAGUGGCGAUGGGCGGGCCGGCCUUCGAUCUCCUCGCGAAUCCGCUGGGCGCGGUGCGCGUCCUCUUCGACCGCGAGGUCCAUCGGAUCCGCGCCGCCGCGCAAAGCGGCGGAAUUAGCGGCGGGGAUAGCGGCGGCGCGCAGGAGACGAUGAAGCGGCAGCUGUCGGAGGGGGACUGGGGGGUUCGCGCGCUCGUUGACGAAUACCUGUUCCGCGACGGGAACAUCGACAAGGUGCCGGAGAUUAACUCCGUGGGCGUGGAUCUCAUACCUGUGGGCUCGCUUGUCAGAUUUCGAGGCAUGGUACAGGACAUGUGGGGCACGGAGUUCUACCAAGGCCUCUACAAACGAAGCAGAGCCUCCACCUCCUCUGCACCCUCUUCCUCCUCCGCCCCCCCCAUUCCCCCCUGGCGCACCACCAAGUACACUGAUGGGGACGGCGUGGGGGGAACGGGGGGAGAUGGGGCGGAGGGGUUGGGGGGAGGGGGUUUGGGGAUGAGGGGCGAGAGGGAGGAAAUGGCGGCAGAUUUUAGCAGUAUCUGGGAGAGGCGGCUGCUGUACUGUGUGCCUGUGCCAGGGGAACAGCCAUGGGCGCGUGCUCUAAGGGACGGGGGGAGCGAGGGGAGGGGGAACGGUGGGAGGAGGGAGGGAGGAAGCGGAGGGGAGGAGGGCAGUGGGGCGGAGAAGAGGGGCAGAGAGGAAGCGCGGGGAGAUGCCAUGGUGGUCCUCCCUUUCUGCUCCUGUCAAUCCAACCCUGUCAAUCCAACCCUGUCUUUCUGCUCUGACCAUGUCUUAUAGUGUGUUACUUGAACGUUUUUCCCUCCACUGGCUCACAUUUCUGCCGCCGUCGAUUGGCAAUUCUGUUGAGCGUCGCAACUGCCCGUCCGAAGCCCGGCAUUGUUCGGCCAAGAAGGACCCUCGUUUUGUGACCAUAUCAUAUCAAAUCAAUGUCCUCCCCCCCU